Tarenaya hassleriana is the source of this 1569-nucleotide messenger RNA. RefSeq names its product probable mitochondrial saccharopine dehydrogenase-like oxidoreductase At5g39410. Gene Ontology annotation, cellular component: plasma membrane; lipid droplet; mitochondrion. NCBI's taxonomy places the organism in Eukaryota, Viridiplantae, Streptophyta, Magnoliopsida, Brassicales, Cleomaceae. Gene Ontology annotation, biological process: glycolipid biosynthetic process. The record is from RefSeq and is a predicted model, not a curated record.
AGUCCUAAACUAACAACACGGCAAACCCAAAAAAAAAACUUCUCCAUCUCCGAUUCUGAAGGGCAGAACCUAAACCCGAAUCCGAAAUGGACCCGACCCAGAAACCCGACCCGGUUCACGACAUAGUCAUCCUCGGGGCAUCUGGCUUCACCGGCAAGUACGUCGUGCGAGAAGCCCUCAAGUUCCUCGACGAGCCGUCGUCUCCCCUGAAGAGCCUGGCUUUGGCGGGUCGAAACCCGGCCCGGUUGACCCGAUCCCUCGAAUGGGCCUCUCGCCCGAACCCACCUCCCUCCGUCGCCAUCUUAACCGCCGACACCUCCGACCCGGAAUCCCUCCGCCGUCUCUGUCGUCAAACAAAGCUCAUCCUCGACUGUGUGGGACCCUUCCGCCUCCAUGGCGAGCCCGUCGUCGCCGCCUGCGCCGAAUCUGGGUGUGAUUACUUGGACAUAAGUGGUGAAUCUGAGUUCAUGGAGACAAUGGAGGCAAAGUUCCAUGAAACAGCCAAAGAGACCGGCUCCUUGAUCGUUUCUGCAUGUGGGUUCGAUUCAGUGCCUGCAGAAUUAGGGUUUCUCUUCAAUUCCAAACAGUGGGAGCCCCCUUCUGUUCCUAACCGGAUCGAAGCAUAUCUCAGGUUGGAAUCCGACAAAAGGAUCGCCGGAAAUUUCGGGACUUACGAAUCUGCUGUCUUAAGUGUAGCCAACAUAGCAAAGCUACAAGAACUUCGACGUUCAAGACCUAGAAGGCCAAUGCCAGUGAUUGUCGGUCCUCCUCCAGCUAAAGGGUCGGUGAUAGAAAACCAGAAGGAGAUUGGUCUUUGGGCGGUGACGCUACCUUCUGCAGAUGCAAUGGUCAUUCACAGAACCCUCACAACUCUGACAGAGAACCCGACUGGACUUCCCGGGCUAAACGAGAGUCCUGAUCAGAUUCAAAACCGCGCGUUCUGGUCAGCCAUCAGGCCUGCUCAUUUCGUGUUAAAGACAACGUCUCGAUCUGUCUUUGGAAUAUUCCGGUACAUCACCCUGGGGUUAUCCCUCGCACUACUCGGAAAAUUCUCCCUCGGGAGAUGGCUCCUCCUGAAAUUCCCGUCGGUUUUCAGCCUCGGAUGGUUCCGGAAAAAGGGUCCGAGCGAGGAAGAAGUGGAGAGAACUAGGUUUAAGAUGUGGUUCGUGGGCCAUGGCUAUAGCGAUGAGAAUCUUGUUUCCGAAGGGGAGACGAAACCCGACAUGGAGAUCGUAACGAGGAUGAUGGGGCCCGAGAUCGGGUACAUAACCACGCCGAUAAUACUGGUUCAAUGUGGACUGAUCGUGUUAAGCCAACGAGAAAGCUUAGUGAAAGGAGGAGUUUACACUCCGGGCAUCGUCUUUGGUCCGACCGAUCUCCAGCAACGGCUCGAACAGAACGGCUUAACGUUUGAUGUGGUUUCGAAGAAGAAGCUUCAUGACUGACAAUGGGAAGAAGAUGAAACUGUUUGUUUCGCGCAAUCUAAUAGUCCUUUGUAUAUUUAUAAAAAAAUAAUUGAAAUAUUUAUAUUUUAAAAGUUUCGGAAAAUUCGUAACACAUUUUAAAAUC